ACAUGUUUCAAGAAAUGAAUCACUACCUUCUGAUUAUAAUGUUGAAUCAGUGAUUAUUCUAGAGAAUAAGGAUACAAGAGCAAUAAAACUGACUACACAGUAUGAUAUAGUUCAAGUAUCCAAUUCAACGACUACAAGAUCUG
Messenger RNA from Dentiscutata heterogama, 143 nucleotides. The record is from the annotation of a GenBank genome assembly. NCBI's taxonomy places the organism in Eukaryota, Fungi, Glomeromycota, Glomeromycetes, Diversisporales, Gigasporaceae.